Molecule: messenger RNA, 2758 nt
Organism: Mugil cephalus (flathead mullet)
Lineage: Eukaryota; Metazoa; Chordata; Actinopteri; Mugiliformes; Mugilidae
Gene: cacng6b
Product: calcium channel, voltage-dependent, gamma subunit 6b
Exons: 5
Coding region: 539-1336 (265 amino acids)
Biological process (GO): regulation of calcium ion transmembrane transport via high voltage-gated calcium channel
Cellular component (GO): membrane; L-type voltage-gated calcium channel complex
Molecular function (GO): calcium channel regulator activity
Source: RefSeq, a predicted model, not a curated record
AACUCUUACGUACCUCCCUCCCUCCCCUUUUCCCUCUCUCUCUCUUUCACCAGCUCUCCCAUCACCACUCUCCCCUUCUAUUAAGUUUCAGCGCCUCUUCCUCCUGAACUGAACAACACUCACCAAACAGAGGACUGGACGGAAAACAGACACUGGCUCUCCUGUCCCUUGCCUCCGUCUCUUCCCAUUUUAUCAUUACCUUACUCAGUCCACCCCCUACCUCGUCCUCGCCCUUGCGAUAUAUUGUUUUUUUUUUUUGUUAUUGUUUUUGUUGUUGUUUUUUUAAUUUAUUUUGUUUUCCCAAAUUCUACAGUCCAGAUCACUGACAUUUACUCAUCCAUGACAGGAUAGUAAAUAGCUGUGUCUCUCCUUUUUGAUAUACUGUUGUUUUUUUUUUUGUUUUUUUAAUUUCUUUCUUCUUGAACCUGUACUUUUCUUCUUGUAACUUAUUCCAUCUCUUCACCUCUAUCUUCCUCUAAUCUUCCCCCUAACUGUCCCACCCCGUGGUUCACCUCGGGUCUGGCCACACGACAACAGUAUGUGGUCCAAUUUCUUUGUACAGCAGGAUGAGGACGGUCGUAUCGGCGUGGCAGGGGCUGGACAAGGUGGAGGUUUGGGUGGAAUGAAAGGUGGUAGAGGACAGAGACGGAGCCACAGGAUGAGCGACAGCCAGGAGGGAAAGAUCAAGCUGGCUUUCUUUGUGGCUAUUGUUGGUGUGACCCUAACGGUGUUGGGCAUGGGGACAGAGUUUUGGGUGGAGCUGGCCCAACCCAAGAAUUUCAGCGGCAACCAGACCUGCCAGAUGGCCCAUUAUGGCCUGUGGAAGGGUUGCAUCCGUACCCUAUGGGUGGCUGACAUAGACCCAGAGAGGACAAGCUGCGGCCCUGCAGAGCUACCUGGAGAAUCCAACUGCACCUACUUCAAAUUCUUCACCUCUGGGGAGAACGCAGUCAUAUUCAAGAAGACAACUACGAAGAAUCUGAAUCUAGCAGCAGCUGUCUUGGCCCUUUUGAGUCUGACCAUGAUGGCGAUGGGCUCCAUCUGUAUCGCCAUGUCCCUCAGCAAAGGAGUGCAGUUCUUCCUCAAGCCGGCCUCCUUCUGUUUCAUCCUGUCAGGUGUGCUGGUCCUUCUCUCUGUCCUGAUUUUCCACCAGUCUGUGCUGGCCUUGCUGUCCAGCGACCACUCCAUACCUUUACACCAUGAGCUGUCCUGGUCUGUGGCCUGCGUGGGCUCUGCGGGAGCCCUCCUUAUUGUUGGAGGUUUCCUCUUCAUCAUUCUCUCCCUUCCUUUCAGCCCCUGGCAGAAAUGCUUUCCACACAAGAAUAACGCCACCUAGCACUUACAACAUGCAAUAUCAAUUCCGUAUUCCGUAUAUACGUCUCGUUUGAGAGCAAGUCAAAACCCAUUUCUCACAGCUGUGACGCUGAGCUUGCUCUUGGCAUUUAAUUUGCCACACAAGUCAUACUAGGUCUUAAACAAAUUUAUGAAGCGGAAUCCAGAGCGCAUACACAACAGAGCAAGGAUACAGAAGAAGGUUUUGCAGAAAAAUUAUGGAUUUUUUUUUUUUUUUUUAUGCUCUGUGGUGUGUUUACAAGUGUUACAAAUGAGCUUGCUAGCUUCCCUAUAGCUGAACAACCACACAUAAAUCUAGUCACAUGAAAAGAAUAAGUCUGUAACAUAUGAAAGCCCACUUCAUCUAAUUGAUAAACAAAAUGGCCUCAAGACUGACACAUCGAAAUGUUUUCUCAUCUGGAUCUAUCAGCAGGACGACAACAUUUAUCCACCACAACUGUUGCAAAUAAUCUAAAGUGAGACAUGGAAGAUGAUCCUCUCCCUCUUUAGAUGUGAUGGACUCAGUCUUAGGUGUUGCUCUUAAUUUUUAAGUGAAAACAUAACUAUUAAUGUUAUGUUCCAUUUCUGCCAAUAGGCCGCGCAAAACCUUUCAAACUGGUCUUUCAAAGGCAGCUGUUUGUUGACCCAUCCAUUGACCCAAACCUCCUCCCUGUGUGAGACUAGUUUAUCUUUGUUGUAUGCGACACAAGAUCAAGUUCAGUAUUAGUUCAAUAUUAGGGUAUGUUAAAUUGGCUGUUUUUUUCUUCAUAUCACGACUAACUUCUCAUAUUUCUUUCCAACAGACUGGCCUUUACAAUAUGUCAGCAUAAGUGUAGCAGCAACUACUGUGUUUUUAAUAAUGUCAUCAAUCAGUAUGGAGACAGUCGCCUUCAAAGUGCAACUAUUAUAUGCAUCACAUCUUACCCAUAUGCAUAGAGUAAAUUAGUAUAUCCGUAAUAUUGUUGCAGCAGAUCCUGUGAAGCUUUCUGAACACUUAAUACUUGAUGAACAAGAUUUUUCAGUUAUUUAUUUCUCAUGUGACUUUUACAGUAGUUGGUCAAACGUCAGUUCAGUUCAUCUGGUAAAUGUUGAGAUGAAUCGAAUCGACUAUGAGACCAGAUUAAAAUUGCAUUUUGUACAUCAGAGAAUUGUAUGGACUCACUUUAUAAUCUCAGUUCUGUACAUAAAAUGAAUGUUGUUGUGUGUUACGAAUGGUGACAGUUUUGUGGUGUCGUUUACAGUUGCAUCGUUUCAGUACUUAUUUCAGCAAAGCUUCAACUUUUUUGUCGUACGAUGCUCAUCCUGUGUAUGUAAAGGGAAAUGCUAUGUUUAAAGAUAUACACUAUUUUGUGUUCUCUGUCCUGUGCGCAUAUGUGCGCUAUGUGUCACAAGUUUUUUGUCAUUAUUAAACUGAUUUGACAUAAAA